GGGGUGGCCCUGAACCAGCUGACUGGAUAUGAUCAAAUUGAACAAGUAAAACGCAAAGUCACUGAUCAAGCCGAGGCAUUUGAACACUCACGAGACGAAGUACAAAGUGCAAAAAAGGAGUAUGAAGAAGCGAUCGACACGCGAUCUAGCACACAACGCGAAAUCAACGAAUUGUUGCAGCGAAAGCAUUUAUGGACGGGCGAAGACGUUACUCGGUUUACCGAAUUGUAUCGCUUAGAACACGAUCAUUCGCGAGCAGAAUUAACCGCAAAGGAGCGAUACCAACACUCAGAAAAGCAGAUGGAUCGAGAAUACAUGGCGCUAGCACAGUCAAUUAUGGAAAGAUACCACGAAGAGCAACUAUGGAGCGACAAGAUACGAAGCGUCAGCACAUACGGUACAUGGGCGUUAAUGGUUGUCAACUUGCUAUUGUUCUUUGCAGUGCAAACUGUUUUUGAACCGAUGAAGCGAAGACGGUUGACUGACCGAUUUGAGGAUCUACUGGUCGCCAAAGUUGCCGAGGAGGAACUCAAGUUUAAAGAACUGAUGGACGAGCGUGAAAAUGCAAUUAAUGUCCAACAAACGGCCAUUUUGACCGCCGUGGGUGAAUUAGCAGCCAGUGUC
This is a messenger RNA of Zychaea mexicana, 624 nucleotides long. RefSeq names its product mitochondrial distribution and morphology family 33. The annotation marks the transcript as partial. Gene Ontology annotation, biological process: inner mitochondrial membrane organization. NCBI's taxonomy places the organism in Eukaryota, Fungi, Mucoromycota, Mucoromycetes, Mucorales, Lichtheimiaceae. The transcript is spliced from 2 exons. Gene Ontology annotation, cellular component: mitochondrial inner membrane. The record is from RefSeq and is a predicted model, not a curated record.